CAGGAUCUCUUUCCUUUGGACUCCUUGAGGAAUGUGUGGUGAUAAUCAGAGCAUGUCCAGGCUCCCAGAAAAGCUUUCCUGCCUUUGGCCAAUUAUUAGUCUCAGAUGGGCAGGUCCCUGUUUCCAGAAAGAUCAGACUUGGCUUCAGUGUGGCAGUGCAGGAACCCACCAGCAGUGAUAUGCAGGGCCAGGAUGGUUUACAAAACCAACAGAGAAAGCAACCAACUCAGCAGAUGUCUAUCAAAAUGUGAGACAGAAACUUAUGGCUGAAAUGAAAGCAGAAAACAUCAAGCAAUUCCUUCGUUCCUUUACAAAGUUUCCUCACCUCGCGGGAACAGAACAGAAUCUUUUUCUUGCCAAACAAAUUCAAGGCCAGUGGAAGGAAUUUGGAUUGGAUUCAGCAGAACUAGUUCAUUAUGAUGUCCUUCUUUCCUACCCAAAUGAAAUGCAGCCAAACUACAUCUCAAUAAUUGAUGAUCAAGGGAAUGAGAUUUUCAAUACAUCAUUUUUUGAACCACCUCCUCGGGGAUAUGAAAAUGUUACUGGUAUUCUGCCACCAUAUAAUGCUUUUUCAGCACAAGGAAUGCCAGAGGCAGAUCUGGUAUAUGUGAACUAUGGCCGCACUGAAGAUUUUUUUAAGCUGGAGCGUGAAAUGGGAAUUAAUUGUACAGGGAAGAUUGUCAUUGCCAGAUAUGGGAAGAUCUUCAGAGGAAACAAAGUUAAAAAUGCCAUGUUAGCAGGAGCCCAAGGGAUCAUACUUUAUUCAGACCCUGCUGACUACUGUGCCCUGGGAAUAGAUGCUUAUCCAGAUGGCUGGAACCUUCCAGGUGAAGGAGCCCAGCGUGGGAACGUAUUAAACCUGAAUGGAGCUGGGGACCCUCUAACACCAGGUUAUCCUGCAAAAGAGUACACUUUCCGGUAUAAAGUUAAAGAAGGAGUAGGAAUUCCCAAGAUCCCAGUUCAUCCCAUUGGAUAUCAUGAUGCAGAAGUAUUAUUACGUGCAAUGGGAGGACCUGCGGCUCCAGACAGCAGCUGGAAGGGAAGUCUCAAUGUGUCUUAUAAUAUAGGGCCAGGGUUUGCACACAGCUUUUCUACAAGAAAAGUCAGAAUGCAUGUUCAAACCAACAGUCAAAUAACACGAAUUUACAAUGUCAUUGGCAUCCUCAGAGGAGCUAUAGAACCAGACAGGUAUAUUAUUUUAGGAGGUCACAGAGAUUCCUGGGUAUUUGGUGGUAUCGAUCCAACUACUGGGGCCGCUGUUCUUCAAGAGAUUGUUCGGAGUUUUGGUAAAAUGAAGAUGGAAGGUUGGAGACCUAAGCGGACUAUUAUUUUUGCUAGCUGGGAUGCGGAAGAAUUUGGAUUGUUGGGUUCCACAGAAUGGGCUGAGGAAAAUGCCAGAGUCCUCCAGGAGCGAGCAGUUGCAUACAUCAACACAGAUUCUUCUAUAGAAGGCAACUACACAUUAAGAGUUGACUGCACCCCCCUUCUCUACAAACUGGUGUAUAAUCUGACAAAAGAGAUUUCAAGCCCCGAUGAGGGUUAUGAAAGUAAGUCUCUUUAUGAAAGCUGGCUUGAGAAAGACCCUGCAACUGAAAAUAAUAGUUAUCCCAGAAUAAACAAAUUAGGAUCAGGCAGUGAUUUUGAAGCCUACUUUCAGCGACUGGGAAUUGCAUCAGGCAGAGUUCGUUAUACCAAGAAUAGGAAAGCAGACAAAUUCAGCAAUUAUCCCGUUUAUCACACUGUGUAUGAGACCUUUGAGUUAGUGGAAAAGUUUUAUGACCCCACCUUCAGGAAACAGCUAACAAUUGCCCAGUUACGAGGCAAACUGGUUUAUGAACUUGCAGAUUCCUGCAUCAUUCCUUUCGACUGUCGAGAUUAUGGAGAAGCCUUGAAAGAAUAUAGUAACAGAAUUUAUAAAUUGGCCAAAAAAUAUGAACAACAACUGAAAACUUACAAAGUAUCAUUUGAUUCACUUUUUUCUGCUGUGGUGAAUUUCUCAAAGGCUGCUGCUGAGUUUCAUAGGAGACUUGAACAAGCUGACAUGAAUGACCCAGUUGUUGUGCGAAUCAUGAAUGAUCAGUUGAUGUUUAUAGAAAGAGCUUUUAUUGAUCCUCUUGGCUUACCGGGCAGGAAAUUUUACAGACAUGUCAUCUUUGCUCCGAGCAGUCACAACAAGUAUGCUGGAGAGUCCUUCCCAGGAAUCUAUGAUGCCAUGUUUGAUAUUGAAAGCAAAGCAGAUCAGCGUGGAGCCUGGGAAGAAGUAAAAAGGCAAAUUUCCAUUGCAGCUUUCACUGUGCAGGCAGCAGCUGGAACACUGAAAGAAGUAGCAUAGGACGAUACUUUUGAAAAGCUCAAAUAGCAAAGUCUAAAGUUCACUGCAGUGGUCCUACUAUAGCAACACAGUCUCUUCUAACUGCCUACCAUUUCUCAGUUUCCAACCUUCUGAAUGCAUGCAAAUGUUCUGUUAGGAUGAGCAAGAGCUUUGCCUAUCAAAGAACUCCUGAGCUAGAAAUUACUGCUUCUCCGAUACUGGCAAAACUGUAGCUUUAAGAAAAACACUAGAUGGAAGCAAAAUAUUGGGGGGCAGAAAACAAUCAUCAGUUCACAAUUAGAUUUUUUUUCUGAAGAAUCUGCUGAUUUUGAGGUCCUGAUUUUUCAGAUGUACAAUUACAAAACCAGUUAUUUGCAUAGGCGUCUGCAAAUCUUGUCUGUAGCUGUGAUCAACCACAGACAUUUCAAAGAAAAAUAUCAGUGCUCAGCAAAUAUAUUUUUCUCUUUCUAAUGAUGACUUCUAUAGUUAAGACAUUGGAGGCAUUUCUUCAUUUUAGAGCCCCUUCUGUAGGGCUGGUGAGGGCUCAUUAUCCUAAUUUGCUUUCUUUUCUUGAAAAAAAAAAUACACAUAUGUACAUAUAUGUAGAGGCCCUCCCACUGAAGGGAGCCAAAGAGCUACUAGAUAUGCCUGAUCAUCAGAGAACACAGCUGUUUUUAUGCAGAAACCUGAUUUCUCCGCAUUUUACAGAGACACUCAUGAACACUGAGUGUCCACGCCUGUGAAAGUCACUGUGCACCUCCCUCCUUUAUUUGCACUUCAGAAAUCACAGACUGGGGGAUAACAGAGAACUGAUCUUCCUGCUCCUUCUGAAACUUCCACUAGUCCCACAGCAGUGGCAGCUGUUGGUCCUUUUUCCCUGGGAGAGCUAUAGCUAUUUCAUGCAGAGAUGUCGCCUUCCAGCUGAGGGAGAUGGAGGACAUUGUCGCUGCAUGGGGCGAUACUAGUGACGGCUGUGAGAAAAGGGGAUGGAACUUGCAGCAUGUCUUUUUUGAUUGCCUCAGGCUUGAGUUGAUGCAGUUGUUCUGCCUUCCAGUACGACCUGAAGUAAGUGUGUGUUAGGAGUUGCAUAUACAUUCAAAGAGAAACUCAAAUGCAUGAAAAUGAUAAUAGUACAAAAUUCUUUAAUUUACAAGAAAAUGAUUCUUGCUUCAGUUGACUUUUAAGUGUAAUACCCAUCCACCUGCUUUACAACUAAUAAAACUGAAUAAAAUUUUUUUAGAUGGCAUUCCAAUUUGUGGGAGCUGAUAAUAACCAAUUUCAUAUUUUAUGUAAAUUAUAUUGCAGUUUUUUCACAACCAUAAAUUGCAGCAGUGAGAAUCCUUUUUUUUUUUGUUUAUGGGGAGUAGAAAAGGCAUGGUACAAAAAAGGACAGCAUUAGAGAAACAGAACAGUGGACAUAACUGCCUCUAGGCUACAGAAAGAAUUGUUCCCAUCUCAAACAAUGCCUUGAAUUCAGCCAAGGAAACCAGAAAUUACUAUAGUUCAGUCCUUUAGGAAGUUGGUUUGUGGGAAAAAUGCUACCAAGAAAACAGGCUUUCAUUGGCAUCAUUUCUAAUGAGCCUCUGAAACAUGAACAGCUGUAUAUCUAUGGAAAUUAGGCUCCUAAUUUACUAUUGCCUUUCGCAAAUCAAGUAUUAGGCACAUGAGAGGGAGGUAACACUUCCACAGCCUUUGUUUUACCUCCCAUUUAAGUGAACAAAGUGUUUCCCCAGUAAAGCAUUCUUUUUCAGUUCAAGUUAGUUUUCAAAGCUCUGUGCCAUUACCUUGAAGCUGCAAAAGGCAAAACACUAUUAUCUCUUGGCAUCUGUGUGCAUUGUUUGAAGCUCUAGAAGGAGAUUACAACUCACAUCAGGGUGAACAUAGAGCUGGAAUCUAUUGCUUUCUUCCUCUCUACUUAACUGAGAACUAUAAUCUAUGAUUCAUCAUGAUCUGCUGCAUCUGAAAAGUGUAGGAAAUAAAUAGCUUAAAUAUAUUUCCCUUCCUCUCUAGUACAAUCUACAGAGGGAGAGUGAUACCCAAACCCUUACAAAAAAUCAAACCGUGCCACUUAUAAAUGGCUCAUACGGAUUGAUUUCCAUGAAGUCCCAAACAUUUGGUGUCGAAAGGAUCAGUUGUUCAGAGCUGAAAUUGCCUUCCAUGCUUUAGUCAUUAGUAUCUCAUUUUCUUUGGAUGGGCAACAAAGCAACUUACAGCUGUCCUCCAGCCCAAGAGCUGCUGUAUUUGUGUAUCUAUCUCUAGCUGCCUAUAAUUUCAAAGCAUUUAGGGAUUUUUCAGGCUCUCCUUACAAACAGAUAACACUAGAUAACCUACUCUUUCCUUUACAAACUCUGCUUACACAGCACCAGUACUUGGGUUCAUUCACUUAACCUGACUGAAGCAAUUUGUGAAUCAUGUAGCUGGAAGAAAAAGACACUUUACAAACCAAUUUGGCAAAAUUAAACUAGGAUGAAACUUGAUAUUUGGUUUGCUAAUUGUCUCUCAGAAAAACAGUUUCCAGGGAACAGUGCCAAGAAAUUUAUUUAUUUAUUUAUUUCAGAGUCCCUUAAGCUUGAAAUAUCGUUGUCUUGCCUUUGGAAAGGAAGUUGUAACAAUUGUCCAGUUCAGUGAUGGUCAGAAAGUGGGGAUAACAUACAUGCUCCUUUCUGUAUGUUAUUAUCUGUAUUACCUGUGAUUGAAUUGUCUUAUCACUUUCUCAGUAAGUGAUCAGUAGAUCAGAUAGUAAGAUCACUUACUGAGAAAGUGAUAAGGCAAUUCAAUCACCACACUCAUUCCUUUGCACCAAAAAUUGGUAGUAAUUUAAAACACUUCUUCUGUGUGUUGUCAUUAAAUAAAUAAAAAUCAAACAAUCCCCAAAAUGCCCUACAGAUCUUAGACUUAAUAAAAACUUAAGUUAAUUCAAUACCUUUGAAAAUUAAAUUGAAAAUUUGGGGGGAUCAAGUGAUGCCAAUGCUCUUCUCAACACCCUUAACACCCUGUAAUUUCGCACCCCUUCACAAGGUUGAGUCAUGCAUCAAAUAAUUGCUUGAGUGGAGCAAUAAAAUUAGAAUUUGCCUGUCCCAGUGUCCUGAUGACCGGAGUGCAAGUAUACCAUAAACUUAUAAUUUCUGAUGACCGUGGCUGAAGAAGUUUCAUAAAUCCUCUCAAAAACUGUAUGGUUCAGGGGUUAGAACAGAGCAUUUUGACUUGCCCAUUUUUUUGAUUAAACCAAAGCAAUUUGUCAAGUCAAGGUCAAACUUUUAAAUUGCUUCAGCUGAUCUAUCUAAAAUUACAUUUUUUUAAAUAGUAAUGAAAAUAAAAUACAUUGUGUAAUUCAGUGUAACUAUUAACCACUUCUCUCCAUGGAGGAACUAACACUGCUCCUGCUUCUGUCCAUGCUGUGCUUGUACCUAACAAAGCAUCAGGUUUAAAACAAAGGGACUCCUUGUACAACAUGUGAUCACAUCAUGGAACUCAUCGCUACAGGAGCUUGUGAAGGGUUAAGUGGGUUAAAAGGGGACCAGAUACGUGCAAGUAGAACUGAGUAUUCACAAAGGGAUCAUGCCCAAUGAUCCAGAUGCAACUUUUGGUUCAGAAGGCCCUGAAGGUCUGGGAAUUCAAACAUAGGUAUACAUGAAGGGAGUAGAUAAACCUGCUUUGUUCUUUUACUUUGCUUUAAGCAUUUAUGACAGAGAGGUUAUUGAGGAAGACGGUACUUUGCGCUCUCUCAGUAUAGCUCUUCUCUCAACUCUUUUUUUAAGCAAACACUUUAAUAUAACAAAACUGCUUUAGAGCAGAAAGCAGUUUAUCCUGCAGUGAAGCUAUUCAGAAGGUAGAAGGUGAUAUACAGCAUCUGCAGAGAAGAGCUAUACAUUGACCCCAACUUAUUCCUAAAGAAAAACAACAGCAGGAUUAGAUUCUGGAAGAUGUUGACAUGGUCUGAAAGUCACUGAAGACAUUUUCUACCUCCCAGAAGACGCCAUGACUAUAGAAACCCGCAAGGAGGCAGAGCUAGAACCUCCAGGCAACAUGGUAUUAAAAGCAGCUGGGGACAUGCUCUUCGUAGCUGGUAGAAAUAGUGCAUCCUCAGCACAUCCUAUAAUUUCCCUCUCUCACUCUAAAUUCCCCUAUCUUCGCUUCUGAGAUUUUAAUGUUAUACAAUUAAAAGAGCCAUUAAAAGAGUUGAAUGGAGGUGAACAUUAUUUGCAUUACAGCAAAACAGAAAACACUAAUUAAAUGAAAUACAGACGUUUCAUUUUACUUUCUCUUGCUUCUGCUAUGAUGCUCACUUUUCAGCCAAACCAAAGCAAUGUGCUGCUCACUGAGCAACACCUGCUAUAGAGAAAUUAUCCCUAGAGAAACCUGUAGGAGCUGAAUUUAGUCAACAGCCUCUUUUAAGACUAUUUCCAUUCUACACCACUGAGACUAAAAGUACAUCCAAUAAAGUAAGAGUGGCUACUGUUUAACCCUGUAAUUUAACUGUAAGGGUAUGAAAUAUAAGACUUAAGCUCUGAGUAGAGUUGAGCAGGGACAUCAGGCACAUCUAUUAAUCAAUGUCAGCAGGUGGAACUUAGAUGGCCUAAAUGGUUUAGGAGCUGUCAAUGACAUGGAUCGUUUCUUGUUUCUGCCAGUUAUAAUCCACAGAGUCAAGGCAUCUCGCAUCAGGCUUGUCAGUGCCAAAAGAAUGUUUCUCUUAGAGAAUGCUUCCCCUUUAGAACACUUUCUUCCAGAUCUGAGAAAAUCUAUGAGUUGAUCUUCAGGACAAUCUGUGAUAUGCAUCCAUUCUCUUGUGAGGUGAAGAGGUCCAAGAAUGGAGAAGUAGAACAGUUUGGUACCCCAGGCAGGAGGAGUAGAGCCUGGUUCAAGCAGAAGUGCAAACACAUGCUAUACCCUUCUAUAAAGGGAAAGAACAAGAGAGGCAAUAUUGGAAAAAGCAUUUCAUAAGUGGGUGUCAGAUAGACUUGUUUAUCUGGCACCUCCCCGCGAUGUGCUUUGCUAGCUUGUUGACAGUAAGCUGCUGACGUAUUGCUGAUGCUGCCAUGUACAUCACCUCCAAACAUGGCUGUAUUUUUAGAAUGAAACUCAAGCCACAGCUGCUGGACAGUGACUGUUGUAACAACACAUCCUUAUAUAACCAAUAAACAGUAGGGCAUCAGGCUGCAGAUACACUGCCAGCUGAGGACACUGAAGAAAAAGGCUUUGAAAGAUUUAGCUCUUGAUGAGAUCACUCUUUCCUUCUGAUAUUCUUGGAACCAACACCUCCCACCUGAAAAAAGCAAUACUAUUUUUCCUUCUUGAGCUCUUUCCUUCUCCCAAACCGUAUUUCCAUACUCUUUCGAUCCAAGCCUGGGGAUUCUAGUGCCUCCUGCCUAUUCUGUAACACUGUCUUCAGCCAACAGUUCAGAGACAAGAAAUAUCUUCAUUCCUAGCUUUGCAGAAAUACAGCAGCAAAAGGUGUAGGCACUUGUGUACGUCACCCAUUGCCACGGCAGAGCAAGGAAUAGAAUGCAAGCAUCCUGCCUGUCUUGUUAGGGGCAGAAGGAAACAAACCUUACAAGUCAAGUUUAUUGUUAGUAUAACUGAAAUCUUAACUGUCCAAUCAAAGAAUUAGUCACAACUAAUUAUUAUAGAAAACUGAAAAUAAAGAACAUUAUUACAGAAAAAACUCUCAAUAACAGAUAAAAUAGUUAUAUACACAUUUCCUUAAUACUUUUUCCACUACCCAUUGGGUCCUAAGGUCGUUGGGUUCACUCUGGGGUGAGGCAGCUACAGUGACUGAUCAGCAAUUGUAAGCUCUUCACAAAGAGAAGUGUGAUGUUAAUGGCUUCUUCCUCCUCAUCAGUUACCGUUUCUCCAAAUAGUAGUUUCUUCAAAUACUUUACACCUUGCUUUUCAUUGCUCCGAAACUCCACGCUACAUUAUAUACAGUGUCUUACAUAUGCUGAGUGGUAGUGUUGUUUGCCCAGCUCCUAAGUCUGCAUUUAUUUAGCUGGUCUGUCAUGAGCUGCUUAUAUUGCUGAGGUCUCCAGUACCAUCCCUCACCCCUUCUCUAAUCAUCCCAUGGAUGUACUCUUCUACACUGCAUCCUGUCCCCCAGGUUUCAAUUCCUUUGCUGUGAUAUUUGCUUGUUUUCCUCUGCAACACAAUACUAGAAUCAUAAAUAUUUCAUCCUAUGGAGUGACUGCUUGUUACUGUUAUCUACAUAAAAAUUAUGGUUAUACCAUAUGGCUAUACAAAAGUAAAACAAAUGAGGCAAUAGCCAUCUGGCCAUUAGAAAAUUGCUGUUACAGCCAAACAAGAUAAAACAAGGCUUGCUGCUGGCUACUGUAUUUACCAAGCUAUAAAAGUUACCCCCUCACUAUCAAAUGUCAGGAGGAACCUUCACUUAAGGACUACUUGAGGGAGGGACCAACAUUUUCAGUUUUUGAGAGAACUAUCAAAGAUGACAGCUAUUUUAUACUUCGUACAUACUCUUGACAAAUCAGACAAAUGGAUGAAACAGAUCUAGCUUUUAUGCUGACUCUAGUCAGCAUAAUUCAGCACAACUGGCCUUCGUUUUCACAUAUAUCAAUAUAUUAAUCAUUUCAUUGUCAUCUGCAGACUGCACAUUCUGAAAAUGAUUACGUGACUGAGAGCUAUCUAUAUACAUGGGAUUCAGAGUGCAAAUGCAAAACUCAGCAUUUGCUUCUCAGACUGUAUUACACUCACUUUUGUACUAAAGCACUAUAUUACCAGAUUAUGAAAAAGCUCUAACAUACAAGCAAACACCCAUUCUUUCAGAAAAGCACCCAUUCAUUGACAAAAAUCUAUCAGCUCCUUCAUGGCUGGUGCUUGCUCUACAGAUGAUUUUACUUACAAUUUCAAUGAAUAGCUAAAAUGUGCUGAGGGAAAGUGAGAGAGUACAACACUGCCGACUGCAAUACACCCUUGAAAAGGGAAUGUUUACCUACGCAGUCCUGUGGAACGGUUUGAGCUAAAACAUAUUUGCAUUAUAUCUGAACUAAUGCAAAAAGGGAUGAAAAUGACACAUUUUUGCCAGUUUCAGUUUUGCAAGUCCCAACCACACUACAAUUUUCAGGCAGUACUGACCAAUAUAAUAGUUCAACAAUAAAUGCAAUGAACGUGUAGUAUGUACAAUUAAAAGAUUUCUGCCCAGAGAAUCUAUGUUCUGAAGUACAAUAUUAUUUAGGAAAAGUAACAGCAAAGGAGAAAUAAUGAAAUGCUGAAAUAGAGCAAUGACACAAAUCUUUAUAAAGACAAAAGAAAAAUAAUUAUAUAACACUGCAAUUUGAAAAUACUUGAUGCUUUUCAUCAUUCACAGUUGGAGCUGUUGCUCUGUAUUAACCUCAAUCUUAGGCAUGUUUUCUAGGAAUAUAUUGUAUCUUCCUAUAAACAUCUGAAAAACCUCUCUCUCAGUGUUUAUAAGGUUAUUUCCAGCUCUGCUCUAAUACCUCCAUUUUUUCCUUCCAUCUACUUUACAAUUGUUAACAAACUGUUCUUGGCAAGCAUAAGUAUUCUAUUUAAUUUAUAAAUCCAUCGAAGUAUAGUUUUCAUGACAGAAGUACUGACAGGCAUCUCAGUUACAGAGCUACAAUUAAAGAAUAAUUCUGAGCCUAAUGCUUUGUUGUAGGUUUAUUCAGGAGUAGACAAUCCUAAUGUUAACUACUUCAUAAGUAAAGGCAGAACUUUUAGAAUUUGGGUUAAUAUUUAUGUAUACAACAACAUAACUUGAUCAUAAGAUGUUCCCUUAAAAAUAUUCAAGUCUCUCAGAGUCUAAAAGUGCACAGUGUCAACUCUGCCUCUAAUACACAAAUACGAAUUUCAAUAAAAAAGGAGUAUUUUAUGUUAAGCAUACUAGGCUACAAGCACCAUAGUCUAGUUUUAUGCUAAGCAUUAAAUUCAGUAAUAGUAAUGCAGUAUCAAUAUUUAGGAUAAAUUCAAAAUACAUAUUUCAGAAAAAAAGGUACUUGAACUAAAAAUAUUUCAUAGUGGCUGUAAGAUACUACUAUGCUCUCAGCUACAUUUGAAUGACUUUGUCUGCAAGGCAGCUUUUAUUAAUAAUUAAUGAGGAAGCAAUCUUUCAAAUAUGAAAUACAUGUUUUAAGUAAGUAACAAAGAAAAUUUAGGUAUUUAAUUCAAGAAAAUGCCCCCUUUCACACAAAAGCACUAAAAAAAGUCCUGAACACACUCUAAAGAGUCAGAAUCAAUCAUAUAGAUUGAUCUAAAGACAGGCAUGUUCAUUCAGACUCCAAAUGUAUAGCUGACAGCAGUUACGGAGUUGUGCAGUCCUUCAGUCCUAUCCAUGCUGCCACUGUGUUAUGAAAACAAAACAUUCAGCAAUCCAACAGAUAAAUGUUGAUUUUAUGAACAGGGCUUGAAUCUUGCCCUGCCUACCUGAAAGAUGCUUAAGCACCAUACUGUCUGCCUGUCCUCCUUACUUUUACCAUCCCAUCUCCCCAGUCCCUACCCUUCAUUUUGUUGACAAACUCAGUGAAACUGAAGUUGCUUGACUAACAAUCAUUUGGCACAGUAACUGUGAAUUUGAUUAUACUAUCUAUAUCUUUGGUUAGAACACCUACACAAACUAAUUAAUUCCACCUAUUGUCUUUUGGUGGAAUGCUAGAGUUUGUGAAAGCUGUAUUUUUCUCAUUUUUUGAAGAAAACAAACAAAUAAAAAAGCAGCAGAGUCAUAACACCUUCACAACAAUCUUAGAAACAGCCCACCGAUUAUACUGCCUGCUUCUUCCAAUUCCAGAAAGUUUGUGACAGCUAAAAAUCUUUGGACAGAACAGUUUCCAUGAACAAGAUAAGUCCCCAUCUAAGUAGCCAUGACAACUCAAAGUGAUGGCAAAACUUAAUGUCUCUUUUGAUUGGGCUGCUUUAGAACAGAUAAAAAGAAACUAACCAAGGGGUUGGGGAAAAAAAAAAAAAAAAAAAAAAAAAAAAACCCUUUGCCACACAGUUUCCCUUAAAUAUAGACUGACCUGUGGAAAAAUGUCCACUGAACUUUUGGGGGUUUUUUGGACAACUGUGUUGCAAAUAUAAAAAAAAGUUCUCCCCAAUAUAAAGUAAGUCAAAAAUAAACACGAGCAACCAGGAUGUAAUAAGAAUUUUAUUGAAUACAUUCAGAAAAAACAAAAAACCUAGAGCGUGAAGACAUGAGAUCAGAAAAAUUUUCUGCAUGUAAGUUUUACGAAUGUACAGAAUCAGACAACCAUGCAAAAGACACCUCCCUCCCCCAACAUAAUUCAAGACUCUUAUAAUGGCAAAAUUAUUACCACCUUAAAACAGUGUUCCAGACACAUACCUCAUUACCUUAAAAAAGAUCCUUCUUGAAUAAAAAUAAAAAAAAAUUAAUAGCAAUAAGGAAGGACCAGUGAUGUUACAGUAUUUCACCAACACUCAUGCCAUGUUUAAAGAAUGCAAGCAAAAAUCUGCAUCAUUACAUAGAUUAAGUAGACUUUUUUUCAAGGCAAAAUUCCUAACAAAACUAGUUCCUAAACUACUGAAAUGGUGACUUGAUAAUGCAAGUGUUCCAGCAGAUCAGUAGAUGGAAGUUUUUUUUUUUUUUAA
This is a messenger RNA of Dromaius novaehollandiae (emu), 11881 nucleotides long. RefSeq names its product N-acetylated-alpha-linked acidic dipeptidase 2-like. Gene Ontology annotation, molecular function: carboxypeptidase activity. The transcript is spliced from 19 exons. Lineage: Eukaryota; Metazoa; Chordata; Aves; Casuariiformes; Dromaiidae. Bases 263 to 2332 code for a protein of 689 amino acids. The record is from RefSeq and is a predicted model, not a curated record.